AUGUCAAAAAUGGCGGCGAAGUCAAAGAAGCGGCUGUCUAAAAUUGAUAAUAAAUUAUUAAUAUUGGAAAAAUUAGAGAUUAGUGAUGUGCUUUGUUCAAUUUGUCAGUCUAUUCUUGUAGAACCCGUUACAUUACCUUGUUAUCAUGAUUUUUGCCUACGUUGUUUUAAGGGUAGCAUAGAAAAUAAUUCUUUGUCUUGUCCCCUCUGUCGCUUGCGUAUUGGAUCUUGGUUAAGAACAGCAACAAAACGAAAGAAUCUGGUUAAUUUGCAAGUUUGGGAAUAUAUUAAGAAUAAGUUUGCAUCCAGCGUUAUCAAUUUUUUUUAA
Messenger RNA from Parnassius mnemosyne (clouded apollo), 327 nucleotides. The record is from the annotation of a GenBank genome assembly. Lineage: Eukaryota; Metazoa; Arthropoda; Insecta; Lepidoptera; Papilionidae.